Molecule: messenger RNA, 1044 nt
Organism: Wickerhamiella sorbophila
Lineage: Eukaryota; Fungi; Ascomycota; Dipodascomycetes; Dipodascales; Trichomonascaceae
Product: Adenosine kinase
Exons: 1
Coding region: 1-1044 (347 amino acids)
Biological process (GO): purine ribonucleoside salvage
Cellular component (GO): nucleus; cytosol
Molecular function (GO): adenosine kinase activity
Source: RefSeq, a predicted model, not a curated record
AUGCCUAUUCAACUUCUGUGUCUGGGAAACCCUCUGCUCGAUCUGCAGGCCACUGUUGAUGAAGAAUACCUCAACAAGUACGGAUUGAAGGCCAAUGACGCCAUUCUUGUUGAAGAAAAGCACAUGCCUAUCUACGACGAGGUUCUUGCCAAGGACGAUGUUGUCAUUAUCGCCGGUGGUGCUGCCCAGAACGCUGCCCGUGGCGCUGCAUACAUGCUCCCGGAGCACACUGUUGCUUAUUUCGGCUCUGUGGGCCGUGAUAACUAUAGUAAGCUCCUUCUCGAAGCCAAUGAGGCUGCCGGCGUCGUCACCCACUACAUGUUCCAGGAUUCUAUCCCUACUGGCAAAUGCGCUGCUCUUUUGACUGGCAUCAACCGUUCUUUGGCUACCGAUCUUGCUGCUGCUAACCACUACAAGCUUGAGCAUAUGAAGCAGCCUGAGAACUGGAAAUUGGUCGAGGAGGCCAAGAUUUUCUACGUUGGUGGUUUCCAUCUGACUGUCUGCCCCCCUGCCAUUCAGGCACUUGGUGAGCAUGCUGCUGAGACCAACAAGAUCUUCUCCAUGAACUUGAGUGCUCCCUUCCUGCCCCAAUUCUUCAAGGAGCCUCUUGACGCUUCGUCCCCGUACUGGGACUAUUUGAUCGGUAACGAGUCUGAGGCUGCCGCCUAUGCCGAGUCGCACGGUCUCGAGACCACUAGUGUCACUAAAGUUGCAGAGCACAUUGCUCUGCUGCCCAAGAAGAAUCUCAAUCGCCCCCGUGUUGUUGUUUUCACUCAGGGCCUUGACGAUACUAUCGUUGUUGUGGGUGAUGUGGCUAAUAACACUGUCAAAAUUCACACUGUUCCCGUUCAUGUUCUUCCUGAGACCGAUAUUGUUGACACCAACGGUGCUGGCGAUGCAUUCGCUGGCGGCUUCCUCGCUGGUCUCGUCGAAGGUAAGGAUCUAGAUACUUGCGUCGAUAUGGGCCAGUGGCUCGCCAAGGAGUCUAUCCAGCAAGUCGGUCCCUCUUUCCCUGCCAAGAAAGUUGCCUACAAGCGUGUUUAA